Molecule: messenger RNA, 3855 nt
Organism: Xenopus laevis (African clawed frog)
Lineage: Eukaryota; Metazoa; Chordata; Amphibia; Anura; Pipidae
Gene: tacr3.S
Product: tachykinin receptor 3 S homeolog
Exons: 5
Coding region: 235-1530 (431 amino acids)
Biological process (GO): positive regulation of flagellated sperm motility; tachykinin receptor signaling pathway; G protein-coupled receptor signaling pathway
Cellular component (GO): plasma membrane; membrane; sperm midpiece
Molecular function (GO): G protein-coupled receptor activity; tachykinin receptor activity
Source: RefSeq, a predicted model, not a curated record
UUUGUUCUAGCUCUCAGCACAUUGGGAAGAACUUGCUUUGAAUGAAGCGCGGUUCUUGCCAAGCUUUCAGCUUUUAAACUGUCAUGGUGAGCUUUUUUUUAACUUGUUACCCAGAAAAUGCUCACAGCUUUUAGUUCUCUAUUCAAGGAUCUUCUGUUUACAUUACUGUACUGAAGUUGAAAAGCCUUAGCAUAGCUGCAGAGUUUGUUGGCAUACUGAACAUUUAAAGAAAGAAUGACCUCCAUGCCCACAAACCUUACUUCUGGAGAAGUCAUUGGAAUUUUCGCUCCUCUGGGGGAAGGGGUGUUAUGGCCGAACAGCACUCAGAGAAAUGUGAGUUCCCCUGUGUCUCACAAGUUUGUGCAGCCUCCUUGGCGUAUCGCCCUGUGGUCUCUGGCUUAUGGAUCCAUGGUAGCCGUGGCUGUGUUCGGAAACAUCAUUGUCAUUUGGAUCAUCCUGGCCCACAAAAGAAUGAGAACAGUGACCAACUACUUCCUGGUGAACUUGGCUUUCUCAGAUGCCUCCAUGGCAGCUUUUAACACACUGGUGAAUUUCAUUUAUGCCCUGCACAAUGAGUGGUACUUUGGAGAGGCGUACUGCAGAUUUCACAACUUCUUCCCUAUCACCUCCAUAUUUGCUAGUAUUUACUCCAUGUCUGCGAUAGCUGUGGAUAGAUACAUGGCUAUCAUUGAUCCUUUGAAGCCAAGGCUUUCUGCUACUUCAACAAAAGUUGUCAUCGGAAGCAUUUGGAUAUUUGCCAUUUUGCUUGCCUUUCCUCAGUGCCUCUAUUCUAAAAUCCGAGUGACUCGAACCAGGACUCUAUGUAUGCUGGUUUGGCCGGGAAAAGAUGAAAGACUUACAUAUCAGUUUAUUCUGGUGUUGCUGGUCUAUGUCUUACCCUUAAUUGUGAUGGGAGUCACAUACACAAUUGUUGGAAUUACAUUGUGGGGAGGAGAGAUACCUGGAGAUACAUCUGAUAAAUAUCAUGAACAGCUCAGAGCCAAAAGAAAGGUUGUGAAAAUGAUGAUUGUAGUUGUGGUGACAUUUGCAAUAUGCUGGCUUCCUUAUCAUAUAUUUUUUCUUGCUGAUGCACUUGAUAUAAAAGUGGACAGAUGGAAAUAUAUUCAGCAGAUCUACCUGGCUAUAUUUUGGCUUGCAAUGAGUUCGACCAUGUACAAUCCCAUUAUUUACUGUUGUCUUAACAAAAGGUUUCGUGCUGGAUUCAAAAGAGCUUUCAGAUGGUGCCCCUUUAUUGAGGUAUCCAGUUAUGAUGAAUUAGAAUUAAAGUCCACAAGAUUCCAUCCAACAAGACAGAGCAGUCUGUACACUGUUUCUAGAAUUGAAUCAAGCAUGACAGUUGUGUUUGAUCCCAAUGAUGCAGAGAACAACAAGUCUUCUCACAGCCAUAAGAAAAGAGCUACUACUAGUGAGUCUACUUUCAAUGGAUGUUCUCGGAAAAACUCCAAAUCUGCCUCAGUAAAUUCGAGUUUUAUUAGCUCACCCUAUACUUCACCAGACGAUUAUUCUUAAUGGGAACAUUACAGGAACAAGACUGCGUUCAUUGUAAAAACCGUAUCAUAAAAGUUACAGUUCAUAAAAGAAAUGAGAAAACCUUAAAAACAAAAUGAAAGUUACAAUUCCAAAUGAUUACCCAUGGUGGUAAUAUAAGUGAAUCAGUAGACAUUGUGAUGUAUUUAUAGCUGUAGAAGAACAAAUGUGCCAAAAAGAAACUUCGUUCAUUAUGCAGUGGUUGUUUUAAAGGAAAGUACUUAUUUUGCUUUUUUUUUUAAUAUAAAUAAUGUAUUUUACCUAAUCUAAAUAUGACAUUCUCAUCUUCUUGUAACCUCACACAGAGAUUGAAUGUUAUGUACUGUAUUUCUAUAGGGCUAAAAGCAAGGCAAAAUAUUAUAAUUAGCAACCAUGACGUUAACAUUAUGUUUCUCUUGUGUAUUUCUUUAUUUGUAUACCUUUUUUUAACCAAGUAAGAAUAACAGCAUACUGUUAGACUACAAAUACAAUACGUAUUGGCAAUGUAUACCACUAAGACUGUAAUAUAAGGUCAUAUAUAUAUAUAUAUAUAUAUAUAUAUAUAUAUAUAUAUAUAUAUAUAUAUAUAUAUAUAUGGUUUUACAGUAAGGUUACCAGACUACAUGAUCCAUUGCUGCCUUUCUAGAUGCCUUUGUAGAAAUUUCUCAGAUUUUCAGAUCUGGUAAAUUUAUGCCAUAGGGGAAUUUAAUCAUAGAUUGUCAGAAUAUCCCCACCGGCUAUUAAAGUUGAAUUGACAGAGAUUGUAUAGGCCUGUCAAUGCUUACACAGGGUGGAUUCUGGUGCAAAAAUAUGAAACAGUGCAAAACAUUAGUACAGUACAGCAAUGUGAAUAUAUUAGAAGCAAUCCCCACAUUUCUCAUGAUCUAACAACCUUUAGGAUUUUAUUGUUAUUCAUUUGAAUAACUCAUGUUUCCAGUCCCUCCCCUAUAUAUCUGCUGUUUGAUUGACAGGGUAAGUGGGAUCCCAUCUCCAGUUGAAAUUACAAACCAGAGACAUGCAGAACAUAUUUAAUCAUUUAAAACAUUUCAAUAAAUAAAGAAACAUUCCAAACAAUUGUAUAAUACCACCAUUAUAUUAUUUAACAUUAUCGUUGGAAGUAUGCACAGAUGUAACCCUGUUGCAGAUCUACACCUUACUACAUGAUGUGUGGCUUUAUAUUCGUUUUCAACUAAACUGAAUUCCCCCUCUAAGUUCAAUAGUUAUAUGAUAACUGUUCUAGUGACUCUGCCUUAUGCUAUAAUAAACUGCUAUAAUAAAAACAAAAUGGCAAACAGGACAUUUGGUACUUUGGAGGUACCACGUGUCAGGUUAUUCCUUAUCACUAACAGAAUUAUGUUGGAGAUCUGCAUUACAUAUGCACUAUGAUGUGGAGGUGUCAUUGCUAAUUAUCUGUGGUUUGGAUAUUAGAAAGGGCAGUAGGUAAUAGGAGCAUUUUUUUUUUAUUCUGGUUACCUUUGUGGUCAACACAAAAUGCAACAAUAUUCUACUAUUCUCAGGACCUUCUGUUCUCAAUAUUCUUAGUGAUUUUAAAACAGUGAUUUAAUGGGCAAUGUUUUUUUUAUAACAUUUGUGCAGUGAGGGCCAUGCAGUUGAAUUAUAGAAUGUAAAUUUGGGGAGCCCUUACAUAAAUUAAAAGGUUACAAAUAAAAAUGAAUGUAGUUUGGAGUGCUGUUUAGUGCCUCAGUUAUUUUUUCUUUUUUCUUUCACACAGUUCUGAACUAUAAACAUAGACAUUCAUUUUUCUCCAGCAAUCACAUAUACUCAAUAAUACAGUUUACCCUCAGCAACAUCAUGCAUCAAACGCGCAUCAAAUAAAUUGUCAACCAAUCACACUGCAUCUACAAAAAUAAAUAUAAACACUGUUUACAUUGUAUUUUGCUAUUGCAUAGCAAACACUCACAUGUAUUAAGGCUGCCAUGCUGUAGGUGCAGCACACAAAAGGAUGCUAGUAUAUAGGAAUGACAAAUUGAUACAAAGGUGAUUCAAGUGUGGACAAAAUAACUUGUGGCUUUAUUCUUUACAUUGUUUAUGUGCAUGAGUCUUAUAAUGGCUUGUUUAAAAAACCUUAAAAUAUAAAUACCUAACUGGCUUGAUCUAUACAUUUGCCGAACAUAGGUGAGAAACACACAAGGCACAUACAAGGCAACAUUUUCCCAUAUUUUUGUGAAUUGGAUGCAAAUUGUGGCUACAUUGGCAUAGUAUCAAUUCUAGUUUGAAAGUGCUAAUAGCAGCAUAAAGCUCCCCAUAGAUGCGACGAUUCUUCUUGUUAAACGACCGAUUUUAGUGAAGUCCGAUCAAUCCUUCGAA